Molecule: messenger RNA, 794 nt
Organism: Phycomyces blakesleeanus NRRL 1555(-)
Lineage: Eukaryota; Fungi; Mucoromycota; Mucoromycetes; Mucorales; Phycomycetaceae
Product: glycosyltransferase family 2 protein
Exons: 6
Coding region: 19-747 (242 amino acids)
Biological process (GO): protein O-linked glycosylation via mannose; GPI anchor biosynthetic process
Cellular component (GO): endoplasmic reticulum membrane
Molecular function (GO): dolichyl-phosphate beta-D-mannosyltransferase activity
Source: RefSeq, a predicted model, not a curated record
GACGAUUCUUUUGCUUAUAUGGACUCUGCGAUGACAAAAAACAAAUAUUCUGUUCUUUUACCUACCUAUAAUGAGCGCGAAAACUUGCCCAUCAUCACCUGGUUGUUGGCUAGAACCUUUGAGACCAACGGGAUCGACUGGGAAAUUGUGAUUAUUGAUGAUGGUAGUCCAGAUGGAACCCAAGAAGUUGCCAGAGAGCUUCAAAAAGUAUAUGGAGAACGCAUUCUCUUGAAGCCUAGAGCAGGCAAAUUAGGACUUGGAACCGCUUACGUUCAUGGACUUCAAUUUGCUACUGGCAAUUACGUGAUUAUUAUGGAUGCCGACUUUUCUCAUCAUCCCAAGUUUAUUCCAGAAAUGAUUCAAAUGCAAGCCAAGAACAAUUAUGAUGUAGUGAGUGGGACACGUUACAGACCUGGAGGAGGUGUCUAUGGAUGGGACUUAAAGCGCAAGCUGGUCAGUCGCGGAGCUAAUUACUUGGCUACCCUUUUGUUGCGUCCUCGAGCAUCUGACCUUACAGGAAGUUUCCGACUGUACAAGCGUGAAGUAUUGCAUCAAUUGAUAAACGCGACAGUGGCCAAGGGAUAUGUAUUUCAGAUGGAGAUGAUUGUGCGUGCAAGACAGUUCAAUUACUCAGUUGGAGAAGUGCCAAUUACAUUUGUUGACCGCGUGUAUGGCGAAAGUAAGAUGGGCAUGUCUGAAAUCGUUCAGUAUGCUCAGGGUGUAUGGCGUUUAUUCACCACUGUAUAAACUUUCUCUACCUCUUCAAAUUUACAUAAAACAUCUUUAUUUAUUUU